GUAGAAGUCACCAUCGUUACAGCGAAGAGAUUCUAGUACAGCCAUCUUGACAACCAAUGGAGAGUAACAUUGACAAAGAACAUCAACAUCUCUAUUGCAAUUGGUCUAUUCCAUGCCAACACCCUUUGGGAUCGCCUCAAAUUACACAUCAGAUAUCAGAUGGGUGUACGUAAUAAUGCUAAUACCCUUAAAGCAAUAUCUGAGUUGAUCCCAGUGAAUUUACAUACUUGCUCCGAUCAGUACUCUUUGGUCAUAUAGUCGUAACGGAAAAGACCAUAAAACUGUCAGUUGGUGUAUCCAUCUUAAAAUACAAACAAUCAUCCAACUUCUAUAUAGAAGGUGUUUGAUUUGCAGAUCAUCUAGUCCUUUAUCUUCUUGUCAGGUUAUAUUUGCCUCAAGACAAUCAACAUGCGUGAGAUCGUUCAUCUUCAAGCUGGGCAGUGUGGUAACCAGAUCGGAGCAAAGUUCUGGGAGGUGAUCUCCGAUGAACACGGCAUUGACCCUACCGGUACCUACCAUGGCGACUCUGAUCUCCAACUCGAGCGCAUCAACGUCUACUACAAUGAGGCUGCCGGUGGCAAGUACGUUCCAAGAGCCUUGCUCGUCGAUCUCGAGCCAGGCACCAUGGACUCUGUCCGAUCAGGUCCAUUCGGUCAGAUCUUCAGACCAGAUAACUUUGUCUUUGGUCAGAGUGGCGCUGGGAACAACUGGGCCAAGGGACAUUACACAGAGGGCGCUGAACUGGUUGACUCUGUUCUUGAUGUCGUGAGGAAAGAGGCUGAAAGCUGUGAUUGUCUCCAGGGUUUUCAGAUGACUCACUCUCUUGGUGGAGGCACUGGUUCUGGCAUGGGAACCCUUCUGGUCAGCAAGAUCCGUGAGGAAUACCCAGACCGCAUCAUGAACACAUUCAGCGUGGUACCAUCUCCAAAGGUAUCAGAUACUGUUGUUGAACCAUACAAUGCAACCUUAUCCGUCCAUCAACUGGUCGAAAACACGGAUGAGACGUUCUGCAUCGACAACGAAGCCCUGUAUGACAUCUGCUUUCGUACUUUAAAGCUCACCACACCCACCUAUGGUGACCUGAAUCAUCUUGUCUCUGCAACCAUGAGUGGUAUCACAACUUGUCUCAGGUUUCCUGGACAGUUGAAUGCAGAUCUGCGAAAGCUAGCGGUCAACAUGGUUCCCUUUCCUCGUCUCCACUUCUUCAUGCCAGGCUUUGCCCCUCUGACAAGCCGUGGUAGCCAACAGUAUCGCGCCCUCACAGUUCCUGAACUGACCCAACAGGUCUUUGAUGCCAAGAACAUGAUGGCUGCCUGUGAUCCUCGUCACGGACGCUACCUGACGGUUGCUGUAAUAUUCCGAGGGCGUAUGUCAAUGAAGGAGGUUGACGAACAAAUGCUUAACGUACAGAACAAGAACAGCAGUUACUUCGUAGAAUGGAUCCCAAAUAAUGUCAAGACCGCAGUCUGUGACAUCCCUCCCCGUGGUCUGAAGAUGUCCGCCACCUUCAUCGGUAACAGCACCGCCAUACAGGAGCUCUUCAAGCGUAUCUCUGAGCAGUUUACCGCUAUGUUCAGACGAAAGGCUUUCCUUCAUUGGUACACCGGUGAGGGUAUGGACGAGAUGGAGUUCACUGAAGCUGAGAGCAACAUGAAUGACUUGGUGUCUGAGUAUCAGCAGUACCAAGACGCCACCGCAGAAGAAGAGGGCGAGUUUGAGGAGGAGGAAGAAGGAGAUGAAGAACAAUUUGUCCAAGAACGGGAUUAGCGUUAUUCCGUUGGAUUUCGUAUAAAAAUUAACACAUCAUUUAGUUUAGGCCAAUCUGAUUAUUCGUCCAACUUUCUGUUGGUUCAAAUGUCCUCUUUGUCUCCACACGGUAUAUAUAUAUAUAUUGGUUUUAUUUACUCAUUUAUUUCAGUUAUUCAUAUUCUGUCGACAUGGUCGACAAAUAUUAAGUGUAUUCAUGAACACUCGAGGAGAGUUCUGCAUUCACGUAGAAAAAAAAAAUCAAGAGAUGAAUUCAAAACAAAUACAGGGUGAGUGGGGGUAAUGAGCCAAAAAUAUCGAGGGGGCACUGCAAGAUGUAUGGUGCAAUCGCGAGCGAGAGAAAAUCUUAUUUUGUAAUAGAUUUUGACAUAAUAUAAAUAUCACAUUUCGUCCUUUUCCCUUUAGGCUUUCAUAAUAAUCUCUUUUCUUAUUCGUGGAACUUUGGGGGUCCAGUGCCAUUCUUCGAUAUAAUUCAACCAAUACAUAAGAAAAACAGGUUUAAAAAUGAACAUACGAAUACAUAUUAACAAUGAAUAUUCAUGUUCCUUAUGUUUGGUAAUUAUAGAAAAGAAAAAAUUAAACAAUGCUGUAUUGCUAAAAGUGAAACUAACGUUCAUGUUUUCCAUAGAACUGAAAAGUUUGAGCAUACACGCAAAAUAGUUUUAAUGGUACAAGUCAGCGUCUCAAGCUGCUUUGAUUUUCAAUUUCAAUUUUGGAAUAUACGUCACUGGUAGGACUAUUUAAAAGAACGUAAGUGAUAUAAUUUUAGUAAUUUCUAAGCUGACAUGAACAAAAAUAAACUAUUGACGCGCAUAUCUUGCUAAUUAAGAGACGGCUCACCUCAUACCAGCAAAACAAACUCCAAACCGACCGAUUGUAUGACGUAGGUAGUAACAAGUGGGGGGGGGGGGACUUGGGGCCGUGGAUCCCUGAAUUUUCAUAACCAAGAACAAAAUGAGAAAAGUAAAGAGAAGGAAGGAGAAAAGGAAACAUAUUAUGAUAUGAUUUCUGAAUAUUAUGUCAAAAUCUACCACAAAAUUAGAUUUUGGUAUUAAGAAGGACAAAAAUCUUGCUCGCUCGCAACUUUUUGUUAAUAUAAAUUUUGCCCAAUACUUCAUGUCAUGCCCCCAAUGUUUUGACUCACAGGUAAUAACUUAAUAUCUUUAUAACGUCGAUCUGGGGUCGGUUUCGUUGGUGUAUGUGCUAUACAUGGGUCAUCUAUUUAAUCAUGUACUAUUUGAUUUCGUGAAUAAUAUAACUUAUUGUUUUUCACCAUUAUUUUCUCUCAUCAAAUUUAGGUCUAUAUGCUACCAUAGAACCAACUGCAAUCAUCAGAAAUGCUCCUGUAAAAAGCUCUUUACAAUCUUAUGGGAAGUUUCUGAGAAGUGAGCAGUACACAUAAUCAACACUUUUUAUUUGCUCCGAUAAUGAUUUGGAGAUUUAAAGAUGCUUCUUUAAACAGCUUCUUGCAAUUUUCCGGGAAAGUCUCUGAGAAGUAAAAAGUAUACAUAACCAAAAUUGCCAAAAAAAAAUUUGGCUCCCAAAAUAUCUUGUAGAUGUAGAAAUGCUUGUUCCAAAAUUGAAGAUUGUAACCUCAGAACAAAAAGGACCUUAAAAGUUAAAAACAAAAUUAGCCAUAAAGAAUGAACCUAAUUAGAAAAACAUCACAACAAAACGUACCCCCUCCAAAAUGAAAAAAAAUAUUGGAUUUGAGACUUGCAUUAUAAAUCGCAUAUUUUUACGUGUUGUUUGGGGAAUUAGGGAAAUUGAGGGUAUGUUUACUUCAUCUUUCAAUAUUUUUGUUCGUAACGAAACACACCCAAAAUGAGUUUCCAUGGGCACGGUCCUAUUUUGCAUAAAUUUUGACUAUUUUACCUUUGUACCGUAUAAUAGCCUUGCCAAUAAUGAUAAUAUAAAAUUACAUUUAGACCCUACAUGCAUGUAUAUUUUUUGUGAAUGCCAGAAUUAAUAAGGUUACGAAAAGACAAUGUCAAAAGCC
This is a messenger RNA of Lytechinus pictus (painted urchin), 3766 nucleotides long. Its product is annotated as tubulin beta chain-like. Gene Ontology annotation, cellular component: cytoplasm; microtubule. Gene Ontology annotation, molecular function: GTPase activity; GTP binding; structural constituent of cytoskeleton. Gene Ontology annotation, biological process: mitotic cell cycle; microtubule cytoskeleton organization. The record is from RefSeq and is a predicted model, not a curated record. Lineage: Eukaryota; Metazoa; Echinodermata; Echinoidea; Temnopleuroida; Toxopneustidae. The transcript has 3 exons. Bases 409 to 1767 code for a protein of 452 amino acids.